This is a messenger RNA of Anguilla anguilla (European eel), 1815 nucleotides long. It is a transcript of the gene tmem243a, whose product is annotated as transmembrane protein 243, mitochondrial a. The record is from RefSeq and is a predicted model, not a curated record. NCBI's taxonomy places the organism in Eukaryota, Metazoa, Chordata, Actinopteri, Anguilliformes, Anguillidae. The coding region runs from base 615 to 971 and encodes 118 amino acids. The transcript has 6 exons.
ACUUGGAUGACCUGAAUCAGAGCCUGAUCAGAGCAUAGACUGUAUAAAGAAUCGGAGCUGUGUAGAUGGACAAGCUUUGAAUUAGUUUAAAAAAUAACUUGCUAGGUGGCUAGCUCUGUUUUUAAAUAAAGGCACAUAGAAUAGCCAGUUAAGUAAAUUACGAUAUUUUACUCAGCCAGGAGUUGCAAAAUAAGCAAUUAAUAGGAGUCAUGAAUGGUAGUUCAAGAUUGAAAGCAAGCCUUGGACAAUAGACAUUUCUCCAUGGAGCAUAAAGAAGGAGCCUUAUGUUUGCCCUGAUCUGACUGCCUGUUAUCGCCUUCAGACGUGUCUGUGGAGUGUCAGGAGUUCUAGUCGCGGUACUUUGAUGCAACAACAUUGACCGCUUCCUUGAUCCUCUUAGAGAGUCUGCCUCUGAGCUUGGUCCACUGCGGUUAAAGCCCCCCCCCCACACCCCCCCCGCCAUCCCUGCUCGGCGGGCACCAGCUCCCGGAGGAAUGCUGUUCUCCCACCGGACCAGCCGCGCGUUACGAGGGCUCCACAGGGGGCGCUGUGCCUGCUGAGAGACUUGGCGGUCGCGGCCGCUAGCUCGGGACUCGUUCGGCUAGCAGCCCGCGAUGGACGACUUCGCGACCCGGACGUACGGGACCAGCGGCCUGGACAACAGGCCGCUGUUCGGAGAGACGUCCGCCAGGGAUCGAAUCAUCAACCUUGUAGUUGGUGGGCUAACAGCUUUACUAGUUGUAGUAACGGUUAUUUGUUCAUUUGUCUUUCCUACAUUACCUCCGAAACCUUUAAAUAUCUUCUUCGCCAUCUGUAUCGUCUUGAUUUGUGCCGCAGUUAUGGUACUAAUAUUCUGGUAUCGUCAAGGAGAUUUGGAGCCAAAAUUCCGUAACCUGAUAUACUACGUCCUGUUUUCAAUUGCCAUGCUGUGUAUAUGUGCCAACCUGUAUUUCCAUGAUGUGGGUAGAUAAAUUAGCUUGCACGUAUGCCUUAUGAAACAUUUAAUAAACACAAGCUGUUCUUCAUGAAUCUAUUGUACCUUAAGCACAAAGAAUGUUGUUAUUGUAUUUAAAUUAUAUGUAUUAACCAUUCAAUCAUAUGGAGAUCAUUAGCCAACAUUAUUUUAGCAUGCCAUUGAGCACAGAUUUCUGCGUACAAUUCAGGGACUUGAAGUGGUUUCUCAUCUUCUCAUGGAAAGGUUAGUGUUUACUUUGAGCAGUGAAGCAUGAUCUUUUUUGUCAGGGUAUGCCAAAUUAUCUUUUCCCAACUGUUGCAUUUAGGGUUGUAAUGUGCCCGUCUGAAAGUCAGUGUUGACCAAGGAAUGUCAUUAUUUUUCAUACCUAUGCCAAUAUAACCUAUCCUGCUAUAUAUGCAAAAUAAGGAUGGAUCUGCUCAAGUAAUCAGCUGUUGGUGGCACUGCUUUUUUGGUUACAAUAUGCAAAACAAAUGUAAUCAAUACCCUAGGAAAGGUGGGCCGACAAAACUUCAGCUUUUUAUGUUAUUUAUGUAUACAAUGUGUAUAAAAGCACAAAGUGUAUAUUCCAAACUUGCAUAUAGUUUUUUUUUUUCCAGUGGCAUCUUUUUAUUUUUUAUUUGUUUACAUUCCUUUUAUUAAAGCACUUGAUUGAAGAUGUGAUGGUGAAGGAAAUCAUCUGUACAUGUCGACUGCAUGUGUCCUCCUGUCCUGUUUAUUAUUUUUUUAAAUGGUGUCACACAUGUUGUCAUUUGUGAUAUUGGGUCUGUCUGUUAGCGAAACUCACAAGAUCCACCAUCGUUGUGUCCCAACUUCUUGUAAUAAACUGAAUCAGUGUGUAA